Prunus avium (sweet cherry) is the source of this 1453-nucleotide messenger RNA. NCBI's taxonomy places the organism in Eukaryota, Viridiplantae, Streptophyta, Magnoliopsida, Rosales, Rosaceae. The record is from RefSeq and is a predicted model, not a curated record.
UAUUCAAGUGUGUCCAAUUUUGAGCUUUUUCUCUCUUUGUCCUUUCUUAACACUUCUUGUUGGUAUUCCAAAUUUCUACUUUUACACCUUUUCGUUAUUAAUUCUCGAUCUACAGAUGGAGGAAGUCGAUAUUCCUUCCCAUUUUCUCUGUCCAAUUUCAUUGGAAAUCAUGAGAGAUCCCGUCACCGUCUCAACGGGGAUCACAUACGAUCGAGAAAGCAUCGAGAGAUGGUUAUUCUCAGGCAAGAACAAUGCUUGCCCCGUCACGAAACAGCCCUUGUUCGACGGCACAGAUCUCACUCCCAACCACACUCUCCGCCGCAUAAUCCAAGCUUGGUGCACCCUCAAUGCUUCGCAUGGCGUCGAGCGGAUACCAACCCCAAAGGCUCCGCUCGACAAAUCCCAGAUCGUUAAGCUCAUUGAACAAGCCAAGAAAUUGCCUAACACCAACCUCCAUUGCCUCCGGAGGCUCAGAUCCAUCGCCAUAACACAAAGCGAAAGGACCAAGAGCUGCUUGGAGGCUGCAGGAGCACUCGAAUACGUGGCCUCAAUAAUCAACAAGGCUUCCUCUGAUGAUCAAUCUAUAAUCGAAGUCGCUGUUGAAGUCUUGUUUCUUCUGAAAGGCUCGGAAGCUGGCCUCAAAGAUCUCAUAAGCAACGACGGCGAUAAUAAUAUCAUGGAGUCUUUGGUCAAAGCAUUGAAAUUCAAGAAUUUCCAAUCUCGAGCUCACGCAAUAAUUCUAUUGAAGUCUGUUUUCGAAGUGGCAGAUCCAAUCCAGUUGAUGAGUGUCAAGGCUGAGUGCUUCCACGAGAUAGUGCGUGUGUUGGAUGAUCGGAUUUCACAACAAGCGUCUAAGGCGGCAUUGAAGCUUCUUGUGGAGCUCUGUCCAUGGGGAAGAAACCGAAUCAAAGCCGUGGAAGGCGGCGCAGUUUCAGUCCUCAUAGAGGCUCUUCUUGAGACACAUGAAAAAAGAGCGAGUGAGCUGAUACUAAUCGUUUUGGAUCAGCUUUGUGGAUGUGCAGAAGGGCGAGCUGAGUUGUUGAAGCAUGGGGCUGGGCUAGCCAUUGUGUCCAAGAAGAUCCUUAGGGUUUCGCACGUGGCGAGUGACCGGGCAGUGAGGAUAUUGUCCUCCAUCUGUAGAUUUUCUGCAACUUGUGGUGUUCUUCAGGAAAUGUUGCAAGUGGGUGUUGUGGCCAAGUUGUGUUUGGUGCUUCAAGUGGAUUGUAGGUUUAAGACCAAGGAGAAGGCAAGGGAGGUUCUCAAAUUGCACUCCAGAGUUUGGAAGAAUUCUUCAUGCAUUCCUUGUCAUUUGUUGCCUUUUUAUCCAUCUUCAUCUUCUUGAUCUCACACAUCUUCUUCUUUUUUUUCUUUCUUUUUUUGCGUAUGUACAUAACUUGACGGAUCAUCAGAUGCAUGCAACUCAGUUUUGAAGAAAAUUGGGGUUCAAUUAAAG